Candidula unifasciata is the source of this 460-nucleotide messenger RNA. The record is from the annotation of a GenBank genome assembly. NCBI's taxonomy places the organism in Eukaryota, Metazoa, Mollusca, Gastropoda, Stylommatophora, Geomitridae.
AUGGCUGAAAUGGCCACCAAAACAGAUGUGGAUUCUAGUCUACCCCCCUUUCAAAGGCACAGAAGUAAUAGUGACCCGAAGCCUUCCAUAGAUUCAUUUGCACUGCCAGUAGGCAGUUUAGAUGGACCAGGUGGGGAUAGUUCCUAUUUAACAUCUGGAUCGUCAACUACACCUAGAUCAGUCAAACCUAUCACGGAUGAUGUUCGCAAGAACGGAGACUCCAGAGCCAUUCCUUCCCUUGCCGGGACUCUUCCCGCUGUUGAAAGAAAAAGCAAAUUGUCUACCCUUAGUAAGAUAUUUCGCCCCUGGAAGUGGAAGAGGAAGAAGAAGAGUGAGCAUUUUGAAAAGGCAGCUGUUGAAAUUGAGCGCAAAAUCUCCAUGCGGUCAUCCAGGGAGGAGUUGAUACGAAAAGGUGUAAUUAAGGAGCCAGAUGGAAGCCAGAACCAUGUACAUAAGACUG